Molecule: messenger RNA, 557 nt
Organism: Oppiella nova
Lineage: Eukaryota; Metazoa; Arthropoda; Arachnida; Sarcoptiformes; Oppiidae
Source: the annotation of a GenBank genome assembly
AUGUUGUGUCUGUGCCCUCAGAACCCCACCCCAACGCCUCCCUCGUGCCCUAAAUGUCAAGUGGAGGGCCAGAGGUGUCGUGUGUUUUCGGCCGGUUGUACCCGAAAUGACUGCUGCACCACAUCUGGACUGACGUGCAGUUUGUUUAAUCCAAACGUUACGGACACCGGAGGCACUUGUGACUGUCAACCGGCACUGGAAUGCAUUCACGUGAACGGGACGUGUGGUGGGGUUCAGCAGUACAAGUGCUGUCUGGGCGAGCAGUUACAGUGUGUCUACGAGACACCCGUACACCCGGAGGCCCAGGGUACCUGUGAAAAGGUAUGUCACGUGGAGGGAGGCAUAUGUGGCGGCUAUAGUAUGGACCCACAGGUGUGUUGUACAGGAUUCAAAUGCAGCCAGGUUGAUCCACGCAUACCAGACUUGCCCGGCAAGUGUCAGAAGUCAACCGAUCAUUCAUCUGAUUUGAAUUAAAAGCUAUAUUUUUAUUGUUAAACAAAAAUUUACAAUUUUUAUUUAUUAUUUAUAAAAUAAAACACAAUUAUUACCAAUAUAUA